Molecule: messenger RNA, 1391 nt
Organism: Cylas formicarius (sweet potato weevil)
Lineage: Eukaryota; Metazoa; Arthropoda; Insecta; Coleoptera; Brentidae
Product: cilia- and flagella-associated protein 251-like
Exons: 1
Coding region: 9-1391 (460 amino acids)
Source: RefSeq, a predicted model, not a curated record
AGUAAAGUAUGCGUAGAGUUUCCACUGUGGCAAAAAAUAUGCAAGUGUUUGGGUUACAACUGUGCGUUCUGGUUCUGUUGAUUUCGUCGAAUAUAAUUCGAGCUGCGCCGGCGAAAACCAAAAAAUGCCAGUGCAAGGGCCUUGUUAUCUCACCUUCUGAGCAAUCUUGCUUGUUGGGCCAUAUGCUCGAGAUAAUAACGCACUUGAUUAGUAAUCAGAAAGAUCCGGUUUGUCCAAAAGUAAAUAUACCUAAACACAUUAAAGUCUCACAUGGAUCAAGUGAGAGUGAUUCUGAUAGUACAAGCAACGAAUCUAUUCCUGAACUUCCUGAUAGAUCAGAAGAAUGCAAUGAAAACAACUCGUUUGAUGCUUCAUCGCUAGAACAGUCCCACGAACAUUCUUCUGGCGAAGUAAACCAUGACGAUGCAGAACCUGAAAAAUGUUCUUCAGAACAUGAAGAAGAAGAGGACAAACUAAGAUCAAUUCAUUCGUCAUCGUCAUCGGAAGAAUCCGAAGAAAAAAAGCAAGACGAAGUAAAAGACUGCCAUAAUACAAGGGAGGAGACAGAAGAAGAAAUAGAUUCAUCCCAAGAGUCUUCCUCUGAGUCACAUGCAUUAUCGGCAGAAUCUGAUGAUGAAGUAAAGGACGACGUCUCCCAUAAUACGGAGGAGGAAUCUGAUCAAGAACUAGAUUCAUCAGAAGAUGGAAAGGACAAACCGCAAGCAGAUAAAUCGACAGAAUUUGAUGAACGAAAGAAUGGUAAAAACGAUAAAACGUUGGAGUCUGAAGAAAACGACGACAAAAACAGUGCCUCAGAAAAUUCAGCAGACCGAGGAGAUUCUGAGCAAGAAGAAGAGUCACUUGAAGAGAAGAAACCAAUCGGCUCGCCUAAAUUACCAUCAUUAAAUUCCGACGAAGAUGGAAAUUCCAGUUCGUCGUCUUCAGAGUUUGGAGAACUUUAUGGAAACAACGACAGUGGGGUUUUAGAACACGAUGCAAAACAUGUGGGUAAAAGCAAUCAAUCUUCUUCUUCAAACGAAAGUGCCGAUAAAUCAUCAAGCGAAUCUUCCGCGACAGAAGAGGAUAGAAAAAAUCAGGAUGAUGGGAAAAGCAGUUACCUUAGUUCUUCGAACCUGAGAAAGAAAGUGGAAGAUAAUAAACCAACUUGUCCUCCUCUUCCAGUUACAUUAGAACCCAAAUCUUCUUCUUCUGAAGAAGAAAAUAGUGAGGACUGCAGUUGCAUACGCCACUUUGAACAACUAGAUGGAGUGGACACAUUAUUUAUACCAGUAUUAAAAGCUAAGAAAGGAGUGCCGUUGUUGACAACAAAGGAACUGCAAUCUCUUCUGAGAAAGAUGUUUAAGUGUGGCCAUAAAACCCAUGAUAAUUAG